AUGACAACAUCUGGUGGCAGUGGCUACUGCGAUUGCGGUGAUGUGGAAGCCUGGAAACAAGAUCCGGCGUGCGAUUUACACAAGGUGCAGCAAGACGAGCAACAGACUUCUAAGUAUGCAUUACGCUUCCCACAUCUUGUUCCAUCACAGAUUUCUGCAGAAACUUCUCUUCGUAGAAGAGCAAAUUCAGGCGGCUUAAAAUAA
Molecule: messenger RNA, 204 nt
Organism: Gongylonema pulchrum
Lineage: Eukaryota; Metazoa; Nematoda; Chromadorea; Rhabditida; Gongylonematidae
Source: the annotation of a GenBank genome assembly